Funneliformis mosseae is the source of this 1079-nucleotide messenger RNA. The record is from the annotation of a GenBank genome assembly. Lineage: Eukaryota; Fungi; Glomeromycota; Glomeromycetes; Glomerales; Glomeraceae.
AAUUUAAUGUUUUUCAAAAAUAUAAAAAAGAUAAUCAAAAAGAUAAUGCAAUUGAAUGGAUAGAGAAUGCCAUAAAAAAUGAAAAAGUAAAACUUAUAUUAUUUAACGAUUUAAUAAAUUCCGAGGAACUUGGCAGUGGAGGGUUUGGAUGUAUUAGGAAAGCUACUUGGAUAAAAACUAGAAGUUGUGUUGUUUAUAAAAGGUUAACUAAUAUAGAAGCCAUUAAAGGUAACAUAUUAAAUGCAUUUAUCCAUGAAUUACAAAUACAUUUAUGUCUUGAUUCUAGUGAUCGGAUUGUUCGUUGCUUAGAUCAAAACACAAAAGACUUUCUUCUUAUAAUGCAAUAUGCCAAUGGUGGCGAUCUUCAAAAUUAUCUUGAAAAGAAUCAUAAAAAUUUAACUUGGGAAAAUAAGAAAAAAUUAGCAUUUCAAAUCGCUGAAGGAUUAAACUAUUUACAUAAUGAAAAUAUUUUGCAUAGAGACCUUCAUUCAAAGAAUAUAGUUAUUCACAAUGGCAAUGCUAAAAUCACGGAUUUUGGAAUUUCAAAAAAUAUGAAUACUCAAAAUUCUAUCAAUAUUAUCGGAACUUUUGGUAGGAUUCCGUACGUUGAUCCAAAAAAACUUUUAGAUUUAAAUUAUCAAUAUACAAAAUUUUCAGAUAUUUAUAGUUAUGGAGUUUUAAUGUGGGAAAUUUCUAGCGAAGUUCCUCCAUUUAAAAAUAUAAUUAGAAAUGAAGAACAUUUACUUCGUAUUGAAAUUAUUAAAGGAGUUCGUGAAAAGGCUAUAGAAGGGACGCCUAAAAUUUAUGAAGAUCUUUAUAAAAAGUGUUGGGAUUCAACGCCAGAGAAAAGACCAAGGAUUAGAAAAAUAUUAGAAGAAUUUAAAAAGAUGGGAUUUGGAAUAGAUGUUAUGGAUGAUUCAACUUAUGUGAACUUAGAUCCUAAGGAGAUGGAAAUAAAUGUUAAAAAUACCUCAACUGAAGUAAACAACGAUUUGAUUCAAGCGAAUCAAUCUAUCAGUUUGGAUAGUGCUAUGUCAGAAACACAUUAUGAUUUAAAUAGCAUUCCAUACUCUUUAUGA